AGAGAAGAAUUGUUGCCGAAAAACAGUUCGUUCGCUCUUCCUUUCGCAGCCGUCGGAGCCAAAGGCCGUUCGUACACAGAAAAUGGUGGAGAAGAAGUGAAGGAUGAGAGAGGAUACUAAACAGAGGAAGGAUGCGAGCGAUAAGAAGCGAAAUGAGUUACAGGCCAAAUCUCUAACUGUAGAUAAGAAGAAGAGACCGAAGAAGCAUAGCAACUUCAACGAGAAGAAGGAUGAGCACAAAAAGACUGGUCCUCGUUUGCCCUCUGCGUUGAAACGUGAGCUCGAUAAUGAUGAAGAGGUUGAUUCAGAUGGAAUUGUCGAUAAUGAUGUGUAUGAGUACGAAGAGCGUAAGCCAGAAGAGGAGUCAAAGAAGAAUAGGCGAUUCGAUCCUGUUGAUAACCUCGAAUACGAGCUUCCAGACGAAUUUGAGGAUGAGAAUUUGCCAUCAGAAGAUGAUGAUGAGGAUUAUGAGGAUAAUGAUAAUGGUGAAAGGAGUAGAAGUAGAGAUAGUUCAGAUCGAUUGGAUGAUGAAGUUGAAGAAGAUGACGACAAAAGGCAUGCAAAGAUGCUGCAAGGAAUUACUGGACUCUCGAGUGAGGCCUUUGAAGGUAAAAAAAGGAAGAACAAUGUUGUAUCGGAGGCACACCCAGAAUCAGAGUACAAUCCGAGCAGAGGUGCUACUGAUGGUGAUGGAAACUUAAGUAUUGAGGAUCUAUUAGAAAGUAUCCAGGGGAUGCCUGGCUACAGCAAGAUCCGAAAGAGAGUGCAUCAAGUGGACAAAAAGUCUAUGACUGUUAAGGCUCCUCUUCCAAAAGUUGAUCGCGAGAGGGUGGAGAGGAAAGUUGUGUAUGAACAAUCAAAGAAGGAGAUCACUAAGUGGGAGCCGUUAGUCAAAAAGCAUCGGGAAGCGCCAACUCUGUAUUUUGAUGAAGAUAUAAAUGUAGGGUAUUCGACUGUGGGGGCAAUUGCAUCUGAAUUUGAACCUAAAACUGAUUUUGAGAAGAAGAUUGCUUCCCUAGUUCAGGAUGCCAAGGUUAUGGAAGCGCACAACAAGGAUGGUUCAAGGCUUCUUGAGCUCAACAAGAUAUCAGUCAAAGAUGUAAAAGAUCGUCAAAACCGUCUUGCUAAAAUGCGUAGCCUUCUUUUCCGUCAUGAAAUGAAGGCAAAACACAUCAAGAACAUUAAAUCCAAGGUGUACCAUCGGUUGUUGAAGAAGGAUAGACUGAAAUCAGCAUCUGCUAGAAUGGAAAUGGAUCCUGAAGCUGCCAAGGAACAAGCAAUUAAGCAAGAAUUUAAACGAGCUGAGGAACGUAUGACGCUGAAACACAAAAACAGUUCCAAGUGGGCAAAACGUAUUUUGGAACGUGGUCUAAACACCCAAGAUGAAGGAACUCGAGCCGCUAUUUCUGAACAACUCCAUCAACAUGCACUUUUGACCAGAAAGAUGAAUUCUGUGAAGGAUAGUAGUGACAGUGAAGGUAGUAGUGAUGAGGAUGAGGAGGAGGAUGAUGAUCUUUUGUUGAGCUCAGGUCAGGACAGGGCAUCCAAGCUUUUAACCAAGGUGAAAGAGAAGACACUUGAACUUGUGGAAGAUGCGGAGCAGCCUAAAUCAGGGGUGCUUUCGAUGCCAUUCAUGGUUAAUGCAGAUAAAAAGAGAAAGGCAGAAGCUUAUAGAGAGGCAGAACUCACUCUUCGAGAGUGUGAGUCCAUGGUAGAGCAGCUUGAUGAUACUAUUGGGUCAGAAAAUCCAAAAAUAGGAACCUCAAGUGGUAGACGGCUAUUUGGAACAGCUAGUAAAAAUACCCGAGAAAUAAGUAAUAAGAAACCAAAGACUAUAGGUGAUUACACUGACAGUGAAGACGAAUUAGAGGCCGACGAAAACAUUGAUGGGGGUCAGAACAAUGUUAGUCUUGUACAAAAGGAUGUUCAAAUUGAUCCAAAUUCACUUCAUGAAGAGUCUGGUGUUGGUCUGCAGCCUGUGUUUAAGAGUUUUGAUGAUAUUGUUAAAGACCCUGGGCCCAAAACUACAUUUGAAGUGGCUAUUUUUGCAUCAGGCUCCUGGAGAAAGAUGAAAAAUGGAGAAGAGGUAGAUGGCAAUAAUCGCAAGUCUUCGGUUGUGGUAGAACCUGGUUUGCCUCGUCAGGAGCUGAAGGAGGUAGAUGAGGACACCAAUUCAGAGAGUGAAGAAGAGAUGGUGGAUGGGAUUCUAUCUUCUGGUGCAAAACCUAGCUAUGAACUUCCAUCUCAAGCAGAUCUUAUACACCGUGCUUUUGCUGGUGACAAUGUUGAGGAAGAGUUUGAGAACGAUAAGCUGGAAAUUCUGAAAGAGGAGAAUCCAGAACCUGAAAAGCCAGUAUUACUUCCAGGCUGGGGCCAAUGGACUCAUAUUCAGCAGAAGAAAGGCUUGCCUCCUUGGAUGCUUGAAGAGCAUGCAAAUGCCAAAAACAAGAGAGAAGAAGCCCUUAAGAAGAGGAAGGAUGCACAUCUUAAACAUGUUAUUAUCUCUGAAAAGAUUGACAAGAAGGCUGAGAAGUUGCUUACAAAGACAUUGCCCUAUCCAUACACAUCGAAGGAAGUUUUCGAACAGAGUAUUAGAAUGCCUAUUGGACCUGAGUUCAACCCAGCAACAUCAGUUGGUGCACUUAAUCGGCCAGAAGUGGUGAAGAGACCUGGUGUCAUAAUCAAACCAAUUAAGUUUGAGGAGGUGAAUCCUUAUGAGAAAGGUGAGGAACAGAAGAAAAGUGGACGGGCACCCAAGGCGAAGAGAAGUAAAAGUCGGGGUGAGAAAGCCACCAAGAUGCAAGUGAAAAAGAAAAGUUGACUGCUUCUAAUCUUGUUUGUCUUGAAGUCAUCAUCAUGUGGUCUAUUCGUUCUCAAAUUGAGCUCACUGUAGGUGUAAGGAGGAUGCUCUGCUGAUGGUGCCCGUAUCCAGUAUGUCCUUCCCCUUCACUUUUGCUCCAAAUCAAUCCUUCUGAUGGUUUGUCUGCUAUACUUGGUGGUUGAUGCUUAUCACAAUUUGAUCAAGGUAAUGACUAACCAUCUCAAUUCACUCAGGUAAUCAUUACAGCCGUAUGUGAUAAGAGCUAUCUGAGUUCAAAUAUGUUCAGCUUUAUUCUUAUCCUUUAAAUCCAAAAAUGAUAUGGAUAACAAGUCUAGAAGUAUGAAAAAGAAAAGAAGGUUGUAUUCUUGUAGCUCAAUAAUUUAACCAUGGAGCCACUCUAUGUAUUUCAAGAAAUUGAAAAAGUUUUUGCAAAUCUUCUCUUCUAAAAUUGUUGAAACAACACACGCCAAUUUUUUAAAUUUGUAGUCCUACUAUUGAGUAC
Molecule: messenger RNA, 3323 nt
Organism: Telopea speciosissima
Lineage: Eukaryota; Viridiplantae; Streptophyta; Magnoliopsida; Proteales; Proteaceae
Exons: 11
Coding region: 104-2821 (905 amino acids)
Biological process (GO): rRNA processing
Cellular component (GO): small-subunit processome; nucleolus
Source: RefSeq, a predicted model, not a curated record